Akanthomyces muscarius is the source of this 300-nucleotide messenger RNA. RefSeq lists its product as uncharacterized. The record is from RefSeq and is a predicted model, not a curated record. Lineage: Eukaryota; Fungi; Ascomycota; Sordariomycetes; Hypocreales; Cordycipitaceae. Bases 1 to 300 code for a protein of 99 amino acids. The transcript has a single exon.
AUGGGCUUCACCAACUGCCCGAGCUUCGCAGGUCCCGUCGUCGCCGUGAAUCCCGUCACGGGCAAUCAUGUUGGCAACAUCCGCGGCGGACGCGUGAAGCCCAAGCCGAAAUUCUACAAGACCAAGACGCGGCUCUGCCCGCAUUGCGAUCUGCGCGGCGCAUAUGACCCGAACGUGGCCCGCCUGGUGCAUGACAUGGGAUGGGGCUUCACCUGGGGAAAGGAUGCAGCGGAUCCUGAAGGAAACUGGGGUGUCGAUUUGAGACUGGGGAGCGCAAAGAAUGGGUGUGCAAUUCUUUGA